Messenger RNA from Drosophila teissieri, 944 nucleotides. RefSeq lists its product as uncharacterized. NCBI's taxonomy places the organism in Eukaryota, Metazoa, Arthropoda, Insecta, Diptera, Drosophilidae. The coding region runs from base 49 to 738 and encodes 229 amino acids. The transcript has a single exon. The record is from RefSeq and is a predicted model, not a curated record.
AUUUGCUUUAGGUCAUAUAUUUCAGUCCGCUAAGUUUUGCAUCCCAAGAUGCAAGUUCACUGCUUUUGCUGCGUGCUUCUACUAUACUUCAGCUUCUUAGAGGUAUCUUCUCAAGAUGAACCUAAGGUACCGCCAACUGAACCAACUGCAUCGCCCAUAGCGGCCGAAGAAGCUAGCAAACCAGCUAGUAAGCCAGAGGCUGCAGGUUCAUCCAAGUGCAAGUCAGAUGAAAUUCUUUCCGAAAAUGGCUGCGUAAACCGCGAUAACUUUCUGAACAAGAUCAUGAUGAGAUCUUGGAAGGACGAAGGCUUCGGCAAGGAAAUGGCAAGAGCAGGCCUGGUGGACGUGAUGCAGUGCAAGGAGGAUGAGGUGAGGACUCCAUUUGGCUGCUCAAAGCCGCCGUUUCCACCGCACAGGGAGUCAAGUCGAGUUUCAGUGCACCACAGCAGACUAAAUGACGGACGGAUUAUGCACGACAAGGGCAUUUUUAAGCACUUUCACCAUGAGGAAGAUGUUGAACAGAAACCCAUUCGAAAGCCUAGGGUGUCGGGACCUCCGAUAACUGGGCACAAGCGCCCACGAAAGUACGUCUUCUUGCCGGGAAGGAGUAUUGGAAAGGGACACAAGUGUCGGGCUAACGAGGUCCUGGGAAGAAGGAGUCGCUGCAUUCAAAGAAAACGGCCAGUUCGCCAACGACAACAUCAAACAAACGAAAACGAAAACGAAAAACGGAAAUAAGGUACAUAUACUACGAGUUAUUACACCGUUUCAAUAAAGGAAAACGUUGCAUGUUUGUAUCCAGAAAAUGUUUUCACCUCUAGUUACAGUUUAUGUUUAAGGAUAAGAAUUUACGUUUAUAUUUACUUGAUCCUACAGACAAAUAGAAUAGUUACCAAAAGUUUUACUUAAUAAAAACUUUAGGGAUACCUAAAGUGAAAAUCGAA